AUGAGACGAUUGGGUGAUAUCCCUCACAUUAAUUUACAAUUACCAAUUUCACAAGGGGAUGGCUAUGAAAUUUAUGAUUCAUUUCGGUCAUUUUCAAAUUUUCGAACGGUACGAUCAUCCACAUCAUUACGUAAAUCCUUGCUUGAUUCAUCUCAACAACGAGAUACACUACCACCAAAUAAUCGAUCAAGAUCACGUCUACGAAAAAUAGAUUUAGAUGAUCAUCAAUCCCGAUUAAAUGAUCAAUUGGCUAGUAUACAUUUAUUAAAACUAAAAUCGUCUCAUUUAUCGACCACUAGCGAAAACACACACAAGUCAUCACAAGUCGAUGCCAUUUCAAAUUCAUUAAUCAAUGCUGGUUAUUCCAAAAGUUCAUUGAAAAAAAUUGUCCAAAACUCCCAACAACGAUCUGUCCAAAAAAAGCAAGUCGUCGAUGUCAGAAAAGACUCACCCAUAAGUAAAACAACAAGAUCAUCGUCAGGCGAUCGUCUUCUAGAACACUCUGAAUCAAUAUUUGGUGAAAUUGAAGAAAUAAAAAAACCAUCGAUAAAUACCGCCACAUGGGCCUCACAUCGACAACAUUUAGAUAUAUUACAAAAAAAAAUGUUGCAUUCGCGUGCGAGAAAUAGAGACAAUAAACAUAAUAAUAACAGAGAAAAUCAUAAAAAUGGUGAUCGAGAAAUGAUGAGUGCAUCAAAAGAGUUAUUACCAAAUGAUGUACUCUAUCAUCGUAUUGAACAACUUACACGUCUCUAUUUUCCAUCAAUUCAAAUAUUAAGACAUACACAAUCUCCAGAAACAAAUCUGAAUCGAGUAAAAUUAUAUCAACAAAUGGUGAGAAAACUACCAAAACUAUACGCUGAACUAUAA
Didymodactylos carnosus is the source of this 870-nucleotide messenger RNA. NCBI's taxonomy places the organism in Eukaryota, Metazoa, Rotifera, Eurotatoria, Philodinida, Philodinidae. The record is from the annotation of a GenBank genome assembly.